This is a messenger RNA of Betta splendens (Siamese fighting fish), 3230 nucleotides long. It is a transcript of the gene mogat3b, whose product is annotated as monoacylglycerol O-acyltransferase 3b. Gene Ontology annotation, molecular function: diacylglycerol O-acyltransferase activity. The record is from RefSeq and is a predicted model, not a curated record. Lineage: Eukaryota; Metazoa; Chordata; Actinopteri; Anabantiformes; Osphronemidae. Bases 1755 to 2735 code for a protein of 326 amino acids. The transcript is spliced from 8 exons. Gene Ontology annotation, cellular component: endoplasmic reticulum membrane. Gene Ontology annotation, biological process: triglyceride biosynthetic process.
AAACAAAAAUGCGCAGCUAUCACCGCGCUGUGUUGGUUCAAGCGCUGGGCAUCCUCACUGUGCAUUUGCAUCCAUAUUAAUAUUCAUACUAGACUUCCAGAGAGCAGACCGGCGGUUGUUUGUUUUUUCAAGGAAAAAAAAAAGCACCAGAGGUGGAUCUGAAUGCAACGAGGCUGUUGUUAUCUUUGCUGUUAUCGGCAGACUGCUGAAAUAGGCUGAAAUGAAAUUUCCUCCGGUUGAUAUUAAGCAAAGCGUUCGGCAGCGGACUUCGAAUGAGGGAAUGGUUUAGAAAAGCCUCCUCCAACAAGUCGCCUUUGCUAAAACACAAAGCAGAGACGUUACAUGUGGAGGUAUUAAAGGCUGUGGGACAGUUACUGUGAGGUAAUGGCGGAUAAACAAUUUAGUAUGAAAUAAUCUCCACAUAAACCCGUCUCUGAGUACUGUCAAUGCCAAGUAGGGUAAGUCCCUGCAUGAAUAUUUAUACAGUUGGUAUCUGUAUCAUCUGACUGUCAUCUAAGUGGAAGACACAAAAAAAUAUCCUUACUGUGCAAAAAAAUAAUAAAAAAAAAAAAUAGAAAACAGUGACCUAUUCAGACUAACCUUUUCUUAAAAAGAGAAACAUUUAGUGAUAACAUGUUGCUUUUACGUCUUUAUUUACACAGGCUACUACAGGGGUCACGUGACCAGCUGGCCAACGCAGCGAGGGGCUGACACGCCCCCUAAGGUCUGUGGGAGAUUAGACAGGUGUGAGUGAAUCGCGGCGUUUUAAUAACCCAGACAGAGAUUAGUUGCUCUGCCUCCUGAGAAGCGCUUCCCUCUAAUCGAUUUAAUCUUUGGACUCUCACUGCCAGCAGCUGCAGCGGCCGUAGCGCCGUGCAGAGGUCAACGUAUGUCUGUGAAUCCAAAGUCUACAUGUAAAUAUUUCAUCGACUCCUUCCACUUCUCUUAUCUCUCUUUUUAUGUUACCAGAUUUACAGGAGAGCUCGAUCGGGCCGCGGGUUCAACCUCUGUGUGUUACUGUCCCAGUUUUUAGCAGUGGAGCGGCUCCUCGGCUGUUUUGCCACCAACAGUCCGUCCACGCGGGUGUUUUCUAUCAAGCUGCCUAAUUCUGCUGCUGUGGGCGUGGGUAAACUUCACUUAAUUGACAUCUCCCACAGCCUAUGCUGACUUAUUUCCCUCCUGGUUCCCCCAAGGCAAGACUGUGAUAUUUUUUUCACCAUGACGUCAUUCCAGUCAUCGCCCCGCCCACCUGACACGAGGACCAAUUAGCCAGGCUAACUGAAGACACCUGUGUGUCUUCGCUUCAUUAAUGGUAAUUUAACCAUAAUGGUCAUUUAAUCAGUGUUUAUGUGAGCAUGACGUAUAACGCUUGAAAUGAACAGCAGAGUGUGUUUUAUGUACAUGCUCCCACUGUUUUGUUGUUAACAGUGACUCAGUUGGACCUGCAAUGUUUGUAGCCACUAAAAUGAACAAAAGAGACACGACACACAACAAAGAUGUGAUUAGGACUGAUGUAGCAGUGCGUGUAAAUGCUACUGUACAAAGAGCCAACAUAAUGAGUAUACAACUAUGAAACGUUAUCAUGUUUAUCUGUGGCACUGCUUGUGUCAGAGUAUUGGGGGGAGUGGAUCUGUUAUCAGCAGCUUUACAUGACCAGAUCAAAGUACACACUGCAUAUUGAGAUUUUCCUGAACUGGAUACACUGCAUCCAUUCAAAUUCACUGUGGAAUACAGUCCGCUAAAAGGUUGCAGGGAUGCCUAAGGAGAAGUCUCAGUGGAAGGAGUUUCUAGAGGCAGUAAGUGUUCUGCAGUGGGUGCUGAGCUUCAUCUUCCUCGGCCUGGCGUGUUAUAUCUUAAUGGUGUGUUUAAUGUUCACCUCGCUGUGGCCGCUCUGCACUCUGUACUUCAUGUGGCUGGUGAUCGACUGGCAAACGCCUGAAACAGGGAGCCGGAGAACAGUGUUUGUGAGGAAGUGGAGGGUAUGGGAGCAUUUCAGAGACUUUUUCCCAGUCAAACUGGUGAAGACAGCUGAGCUGAGCCCAAACAAAAACUACAUCUUGGGCUCUCAUCCACAUGGCAUCAUGUGCGUUGGAGCCUUUUCCUGCUUCAGCACGGAGGGGGGCGGCUUUGCCGAGACAUUCCCCGGGGUGCGACCCACGCUUGCGAUCCUGGCUGGACUCUUCAGGAUCCCGCUCUUCAGGGAGUACAUCAUGAGUGCAGGCCUUUGCCCUGUCAGCAAACCAAGUCUUGCCCGUCUCCUUUCUAAAAAUGGCCAAGGAAACGCAGUGGUGAUCGUGAUAGGGGGUGCUGCCGAGUCUCUGGCAUCCGCUCCUGGAGUUAACACGGUAGUUGUGAAGGACAGAAAAGGAUUUGUCAGAGUGGCCCUGGAGUUUGGGGCUGAUCUGGUGCCGGUUUACUCUUUCGGGGAGAAUGAACUGUUUAAGCAGGUGAUUUUCUCUGAGGGAAGUCUGGGUCGCAGGUUGCAGGACCUGUUUAAAAAGAUUAUGGGUUUUGCCCCAUGUCUAUUCGCCGGCGAGCACUUUUUACUCCUGCCCUACAGAAGUCCAGUAACAACCGUUGUGGGACGUCCCAUCUCGGUGCCAAAGCGCAUGGCGCCCACCGAGGAAGAGGUCGACCACUAUCACGGACUUUACAUGGAGGCGCUGUCCAAGUUAUUCCACGAAUACAAGGUCAAAUGUGGACUUUCUGAAAGUCACAAGCUUCAGAUCAUCUAGAUAUUUCACUUCAUCAUGAACUUUGUCUUCUCCUGCUUUUGAAUGGGCUUUGCCAGAAUGAUGUGAAACGAUGGACUGGCAACAACAGAUCUGAUGUCACAGGUUUCUGUGUCCUCUUUACUUCACUUGUGCCUAUAUUUGAAAAUAUUGUGAAUGUGUGCUGCAAAUAAUUAGCAUGCAACUCAAUUCUCUGAACAGUAAAUGUUGAUAAUGUAUUGGUUUGCUAUAUUUAAUGUGAUAUUUGUGAUAAAAGUCAGCAUGCUUCAAUAAUAACUUGCUGCUUAUUUCAAAAUGUGUUCACAUUCAUUCUUUUGGCUUUUAAUUCUACCCAGAUGUUUAUACAUGUAUGAUUCUGAAGCAGAGUAUAUGCAGUAACCCAUGUAUGCAAUUCAACCAUUCACCCAGUAGAGGGAAACAAUUCCUCACACCAUCUUUUAUUCUUAACGGGAGGAGCUUGCUUUUGACACUACAAUUAUAAUAAACAAGACAACAUGU